UGCCGGCAGAAACCAAUUAUGACUUGCGAUCCACGACCAGAUUCUUCGAAAAGGAAAAGUGAGCCAAAAAACUUUCUUCGAAAAGCAAAAGGAAGCCAAAAAAACCACGGCAACCAUCAAAUACCGUAUCAGUAAGAAUCCAGUUCAAAUUCUUUCUUCAAAGACAUCAAGCGACUGGUCGAGCAGAGAAAAAAAUCUAUCACAAGAGUUUUAUUUUUGAGUUUUGAGAUGGCAGCGCCAGGUGUAGGAGCAGGAGCCGCACCGCCUCUUUUCCAAUUCCACCAUGAAUACAGUAAUAAUCCUCCUCCUCAUUAUCAUCAUGAAUACAGUAAUAACAGUAACAAUAGUAAUCCUCAUUAUUAUCCAUCUCCUCCUCCUGUUGCUGCUGCUUCUGCACCACCUCAUUUCCUUCCCCCAGUUCAGCAAUUUGCCCCUACUCUCCCCUUUCCUGUUCCCUACCACAAUAAUAAUUCGAGUAAGAAACAUAACAGACAUGGAGGGGUUAGCAGUGGCAAUCACAAGGACAGAGUAAGGACCCUGUUCAUCUCUGGUCUUCCCGAAGAUGUUAAGCCCCGCGAGAUUUACAACCUCUUUCGCAGGCGACCCGGGUUCGAAACCUGCCAGCUGAAAUACACUGGUCGUGGAUAUCAGAUAGUUGCAUUUGCUGUAUUUUCUCACCAACAGUACGCAUUAGCUGCAAAGGACGCUCUUAAUGGCUUGACAUUUGAUCCUGAGACAGGAGCAACUUUACAUAUUGAGCUUGCAAGAGCAAAUUCUCGGAUAAAACGAUCAGAUGAUGGAAGCAACGGUCCUUACGAUAAAAAGAUCAGAGGGCCAAUGGGUGUGCCAGGAGUAUCUGAUGAUGAUGGAACCGGUGAAAAUGUGAAAAUACAAGGUUCAAAUGAAAUCACACAUAGUGGUGGGGAAACGGGAGCAUCAGUAACCAGUCAAGAUGGCAACUGUAGCCCAACUAUGGGACAACCUGGGGGCAAUCCACCUUGCUCAACUCUGUUUGUUGCUAACUUAGGUCCAACUUGCACUGAGGCAGAAUUGGGCUCUGUGCUUUCGAGGUUUAAGGGCUUCAAAAUGAUGAAAAUGCAGACUAAAGGUGGAAUGCCAGUUGCUUUUGUGGACUUUGAGGAUGCAACAUGUUCAACAGAAGCUUUAAAGAAACUCCAAGACACUUUGUUACCCUCAUCUGACCGUGGUGGCAUGCAUUUAGAAUAUGCAAAAUCCAGGAUGAGGUAUCCAAGACAACAAGAAAAGACAGUGGAUACUGAAAUUAAACAGGCUUUCCCUUUAUCCUUUGCAGACAAAGCAUGAAAUGGUUAAGAAUUUUAAGGCUCACAAUUGUCUGCUUCAUCACAAGGGAUGAAUAAUUGAUGGAAUCUGGGUGCAGUGAACGAUUCGGGUGUUUAUGUAGCCUGGGACAAUUCAGGAGCUUAUGUUUCAAGUUGCGACUAUAUACAUUGUUUCCUGGAAGUCCAUAGCAUGCAAUCUGACAAAAGAAUUACUGGAGAAGUUUAUGACUGGUUUCAUGUUAUUGGUUUUCAUAUAUACCAAUCCUUACAUCUUUGUGCUAAUCUUUUAUAUGCAUUUCUAGCACACAGCUGAAUGACAAUUAUUUCCUUCCUUUCCAUUUCAUGUUUAAAUGUGAUUACAUACUACAUAUCAAAUCUUGUGCCAGACUUUUUAACCCUGAAGAGGAAUUUGCUGUGAUCUUAGUUUUGACUAA
Cryptomeria japonica (Japanese cedar) is the source of this 1735-nucleotide messenger RNA. RefSeq lists its product as uncharacterized. Bases 229 to 1323 code for a protein of 364 amino acids. NCBI's taxonomy places the organism in Eukaryota, Viridiplantae, Streptophyta, Pinopsida, Cupressales, Cupressaceae. The record is from RefSeq and is a predicted model, not a curated record. The transcript is spliced from 11 exons. Gene Ontology annotation, molecular function: mRNA binding.